Messenger RNA from Camelina sativa (false flax), 2237 nucleotides. Lineage: Eukaryota; Viridiplantae; Streptophyta; Magnoliopsida; Brassicales; Brassicaceae. The record is from RefSeq and is a predicted model, not a curated record.
AGUCUGGGAUCAUAAGACAUAAAAGAAAUAGAUUCUCGCGCUAUCCUAUCAGCCGCUCUAUUCGCCUCUCUCGGAGUGUACACAAAAUUAAUCUCCUCAAAAUGAUGCACUCUUCCCCGAAUGUCUUGUAGACCUGGGGAGAUACUUGGCCAUUCUUCGUGUGUCUUCAGAAUGUCUAUGAGAGACUUGGCAUCAGACUCGAAGAUUACCUUCGUGUAUCGGAGGUUGCUGAUCAUCGAUACCGCCCAUCUCAUAGCUUCCAGUUCAGCCUCAAGGACAGUCUUCACCCUUGGUAAUGCUCGAGCUCCUGACCAGAUCAUGUGACCUUGAUCGUUACGAAGUAUCCAACCAAUGCCACAACUUUGUCCGUCUGCAGUCCAAGAAGCAUCGGUGUUACAUUUGACCCACUCCGAAGCUGGGGGUAUCCACUUUACUCUCCCAGAGUUUGUGGGAUGCGGAACUGGAUGGGGGCAUUGCUGUAGCUCAAAAGCCUCCCGCCUUUCCUACUCCUCUGUAUCUUCUAAUGCCUUUGCGACAACCUCUUGAGCGGAGAACUCCUUGGCUUUAAAUGAUAAUUCAUUCCUGUUUUUCCACAAUCUCCAUAGGAGCCAAGGGAUAAGGCUCGGUUCUUUGUGCAGCGAAGGUCUCUCUUGUUCUAAGUUCAGGACCCAAUACAGAUUGGAAUAAAGGGAGUUGGUCCUACUUGACACUUUCUAAAACGCUUCUCCAAUUCAAGUUCAGAGAGAGUUUGUUACACAGCUCCUUCAACGAUGAGUCAGCUCGCGCUAGCAAGAUCCGGUGGUUACACCGCCGCCGUCAAGUUCCUCCCUAUGCUUUCCGCUGCUGUUCCCAAGAUACUAUCGUCCCUCGCCGCCGCCUCCACUACCACCUCCGUCCGCAACUUCAGCUCUACCGGAAGUCCUCUCACCAGUUACCAAAUCAAGAAGCCGUCACCGUCUCCGAUGAAAUCCUUUGCCUCCAGGUUUCUUCAUCAAUCUUCCGGAGCUACUCCGCCGCAACAAUUCUCCGGCGUUCGCAACUUCUCCUCUCCCAGCAGUUCUUACGACAGCUACCACAUUAGUCCGCCGUCUAACUGGGGGAUCAGAAUCGUGCCGGAGAGGAAAGCUUGUGUGAUUGAGAGGUUUGGUAAAUACGUCAAGACUUUGCAGUCAGGGAUUCACUUCCUUGUUCCGCUUGUGGAUCGUAUUGCUUAUGUUCAUUCUCUUAAGGAGGAAGCUAUUCCUAUUGGUAAUCAGACUGCGAUUACAAAGGAUAACGUUAGCAUUCACAUCGAUGGUGUUCUAUACGUUAAGAUUGUGGAUCCUAAGUUGGCCUCUUAUGGCGUUGAGAAUCCAAUCUAUGCUGUUGUUCAGUUGGCUCAGACUACAAUGCGUAGUGAGCUUGGGAAAAUUACUCUUGACAAGACUUUUGAGGAACGAGAUACUCUUAAUGAAAAAAUUGUGGAAGCCAUCAAUGUUGCUACACAAGAUUGGGGUCUUCAGUGCCUUCGUUAUGAGAUCAGGGAUAUCAUGCCUCCUAAUGGAGUGAGAGUUGCUAUGGAAAUGCAAGCUGAAGCUGAACGUAGAAAGAGAGCCCAGAUUCUUGAGUCUGAAGGAGAACGGCAAGCCCAUAUCAAUAGAGCUGAUGGUAAGAAAAGUUCUGUAAUCUUGGAAUCAGAAGCUGCAAGGAUGGAUCAAGUCAAUCGAGCACAGGGUGAAGCCGAAGCAAUAUUAGCUAGAGCACAAGCAACAGCUGAUGGACUGGCCAUGGUGUCUCAAUCCCUCAAGGCAACUGGUGGAAUGGAGGCUGCGAGUUUGAGAACUGCGGAGCAAUACAUUAAUGCUUUUGGCAACAUUGCUAAAAAGGGUAACACAUUGCUGCUUCCGAGUGCUGUUGACAAUCCUGGUAGCAUGAUCGCUCAAGCUUUAACAAUGUACAAAUCCCUUGUCAAGAAUGGUGCCAACAGUGGUUUCACGGAUAAUGCAGCAUCAGAAUCCUCUACCAAUGACAACAAACUUGAAUAGAAGCUAUGGUAGCUGAACUAGGGAACCAUAAUUCUUUUGACAUGUGAAGGCUUAUAGCCAUAAUCAGCUUCUUUUUUUUUUUUUACUUUUCAUAUAUGAAACAGUUAUCUUACCUUAUAACCAUUUUGCAAACUAGAAAACAGAUCUAAACUCAAUUGUCUAAAAGAGGUUUUGCACCAGAUUUGGUCCUUAGUGUUUGCUUCUUUAUUUCAA